Molecule: messenger RNA, 6330 nt
Organism: Chilo suppressalis (striped riceborer)
Lineage: Eukaryota; Metazoa; Arthropoda; Insecta; Lepidoptera; Crambidae
Source: the annotation of a GenBank genome assembly
UCGUCAUCGUCGGUGGUUGGGAUUAACAUUUUUAUAGCGAUGUUUAGCACUAAUCUGGUCUUAGUCACGUAAGUUUCGAAUCGGGGUACAGUAGCCGCGUAUUUUCCGAAGGGUUUCCCAAGUUUCCUCGGCAGGCGGUAGAGGGCGGACGGCGCGGUCCCUCGCGCAAUCAAUACCUGCGCCGAACGGCCGCCGGAGGCUUGCUCGCUUGUCACCCUGUAACGUCAGCCGCGCCACCGACGCGCCUCUGUCAACCCCUCGUACACGUACCGUUACCGAAUGUCCGUUUACAUCGUGUAAAAUGUCCGCUCCGACUAGAGAGCUCGCGACAUUGAGCUCGCGUGCCCCAGUGAUGUAGUGCCCCGCGGUUAUGUCCAAGUGAUAAUUCCAAUACAGCGAAAAUGCAUCUACAUUUCGAGAGGAACGUGAACGCUAAAUGCGACUGCACAAUACUCUCGCUGUCAUGGAUGGGCAAAGUCCCCGACGAACUGCCGGAGGAGGAGGGUUGGAAGCUGAACCGCAACAACUACUACCAGGAGGGCUGGCUGGCGACGGGCAACGUGCGCGGCGUGGUGGGCGUCACCUUCACGUCCUCACAUGCGCGACGCCCGCACGAGCUGCCCCUGCGCACUAACUACAACCUGCGUGGACACCGCUCCGACGUAAUCCUGGUGAAAUGGAACGAGCCGUACCAGAAGCUGGCAUCGUGCGACAGCUCGGGCGUGAUCUUCGUUUGGAUCAAGUACGAGGGCCGCUGGAGCAUCGAGCUUAUCAACGACCGAAGCACGCCGGUCACGCAUUUCUCCUGGUCACAUGACGGCAGGAUGGCGCUCAUCUGCUACCAGGACGGGUUUGUUCUUGUGGGCUCCGUGGCAGGCCAGCGGUACUGGUCGUCCAUGCUAUCGCUGGACGCGCGCAUCACCUGCGGCUGCUGGACGCCCGACGACAACCAGGUGUACCUCGGCACCGCCUCCGCACAGCUGGUCGUCAUGGAUGUGCACGGAGCCAUGGUCUCGCAGGUACAGCUAGUUGCUGAAGGCGGCAUCACAUCGAUGGCGUGGUCGUGCGAGAAGUUCAAGAUGGAAGAAGGCGAGGAGACCGGAGAGAACAAUGGAGGGCACGUGCUGGCCGUCGCGCUGGGCAGCGGGGAAUUGGUGCUACUGCGGGGCCAUGACGACGUAAGCCCCGCGCGCGUGCACACGGGACUGCGCGGCGCCACGCUCGUCAUGGAGUGGGCCAACUCGCGCGAGCUGCUCGCCGUCGCAGGCACAUUACUGCCCGAAGCGGACGAGUCGGCAGACUCACCGCCAUAUAAAAACGUCGUGAAGUUCUACUCGGACACCGGAGUUCUUAUUUACACCGUUCCAAUACCUUAUACUCAAGCUCUGGUGAGCGGUCUGACGUGGGGCCACGCGGCGCGGCGCUUGUUCGUGGGCGUGGGCGGAGUGGUGUGCACGGCGCGCGUGUGGCGCGUGGUGGCCCCGCUGCAGCUGCUGGCGCGCGUGCGGGCCGCCCAGGCACUGCGGCACCCGCGCCUCGCCGCGCGCCUGCCGCUGCCGCCUCGCCUGCAGCCCGCGCUGCACAACCUCUUCGCGCACACGAUACGGUGCAAUGUGCCCGAGACGAACGAGCUACGUCGUUUCGUGUCCCGUCCGCCGUCUGCCGGCGGUCGCUUGCACUGCACCAUGUUGCGGCACGACGACGAGGAGACUGGCGCCUACACGCUAUACCUGGAACACCUGGGCGGGCUAGUUCCUCUACUGAAGGGCCGACGUACCAGCAAAAUACGCCCCGAGUUUGUCAUCUUCGACCCGCAAGCUGAAGAGGGCGCCACCACUGUGACUGCCACAGUUCGCGCGAGCAGCAACAGCAGCAGUAACAGCAGCAGCAGUGGCAGCGGCAGCGCCAGCAGCGCGGGGAGUGCGUCCCCCCGCGCCCGAGCGCCGCGGCCCCCGCUCCCGCUGUCCUCUUCCUCAGACACCGAGCCCGAGGAAGGUUGCUCUGGGUCGCCGCGGCUGCAGCGGCGCCGGCGAGCCCGCGAACGCCGGAAAGUGAGGAGUAGCAGCGACAAAGACGACACGCCCGACGAACUUGCUUAUAUCGAUUCUUUACCUGAGGACGUUCGGUUAGUAGAAGUAACAUCAAAUAUUUGGGGAACAAAAUUCAAAAUGCACGGUCUUGCCAAGAACGUGCCAGCUAAUUUAGGGCAGGUGACUUACAAAACCUCUCUGCUGCAUCUCCAACCGAGGCAGAUGACACUCAUGAUCACGGAACUUCGCGACGACUACCCGGUCGGCCCCGACCCCACAUUUAACCCCAACAUAUUCUCCGAGGACGAAGAGGAAGUCUUUCAAUCGAAUGAUACGAACAAUUCGCCUUCACACAACAAUAACAACAUACGCAGGAAACUGACACUCAGUGAAAGAAUCAAUAAUUCUAACAACAUCAACCAGACAGACUCCUACAACUCCAAUAAUAACAACACCAACGGUGCCUCGCUAGCCCGCGCCGAGUCGUACGAGGAGUUUCCUUACAUCGACACGAUAGCGAACGACUCCAUGAACAACGUGCCGGAAAGCGUGUAUAACUCGACGCCUCCUUUGCGGCACGCGCAGCCCACAGAGCGGCGCGUCAACAACGCCGCGGGGGUGCCCAGUCGCCACGCCAUCUCUCCACUGCGCUGCGAGGGAUCCGUGCCCACGCUGCAGUCACCCAAGAACGCCGUCGCGCCCACCGACAUCAUCUUCGAACGGCCCUCGCCGCAAACCGUGGCCUGUGGAGGCCGCGGCGACUUUUGCGGGGGCCGGGCCGACUAUACCGUGCGUGGUGACAACGUAGCUCUCAAAGCCAACCUACCCGGCGUCGACCAGCAGUCGUUCAGCCUCAAUCUCGGCCUCGAGCCUAGCAGACAAGUCACGAUCAAGAAGUGCGACAGUCACGUCACCGACAACUGCCUUUCGAAGCUUCGGAAGAACAUCUGCAGUCGUGGCGAAGCGGCCGCCUACGACGUCAACACGAGGAUUCUGAAAUCCUUAUGUAACAAGAAUUACGAACACGAAGUACACCCGGACGCGAUGGCGCGGCGCGGUGACGGUCUGCGAGGGCUACAAAAGGGGGAAGAUUUAAAGUACAUAGACGAGGAGACGCCCGGCGACGGGGCGGCCACGUGUCCCGGAGAUCGGGGCCGCGUACACCGCACCGCCACCGCGGUGGCGAUCAGCCCGGUGUGCGCGCCCGGGCCCCUGUACGACUGUAUGACACGUAGCUGCAGCGUCGGCUACUUGGACCUGGUGGAGGCGCACGCGCGUGUAAGCUUGGCCGCGCUACGCGAGCCGCCACGCCGGUUGGUGCUAGUGAGCGACAAGCGACGGCGGCCGCGGCGCGCCCCUCGUCCGGCAGACACGCGCCCUGCGCCGCCCCUGCAACGCUGCGGCAAGUCGCGGAGCCUCGACUCCAGCGAGCUCGCCAUCACCGCCGACAAGCGACCUCGCGACCCCGACCCGCCUCCGCCGCCGCCUCGAUCUCCGCGCCCGCCGUGCGCUGACAGCACCGGCGACGACGAGCCCGCCACCAGCGGCGAGGAGCGCGCGCCCGACAAGUGCGGCGUCUGCCGGACUGGCGCGCUGGUACCGGACCGAGCGGGCGCGGCGCCAGCGCGGGCCGUGUGCGGCACCUGCAGCCGGACACCAGCGCCGGCUCCCGCACCGCGCCCCGUCACCACGGACUCCGACUCCGACUACAGUUCGUUGGAGCAGCUAGCGCUGCGUUUACUCGCGUCUCGGGCGGGGCGGAAGUCGCGUGCGGCGCGGGAGGCGAGCGCGACAGCUACGAAUGGUCCGACCGCGGGCGGUGAGUGCGCGGGCGCGGGCUCGGGCGUGGCGCGGGAGGUGAGCUCUGCGCCGGCGUCCCCGCGCUGUGGCCGCGCCCGCGCCGCGCCCAUGCCCGCGCCCGCUACGCCGACGCCCCGCCGGCACCGGUACUCCUCCGCCUCGCCUAUUAGGCAAUUGUUAAAUUCUCCUCUUUUGAAUCGGAGAAGAAACAAGAAACCGUCCGAAAGCUCCGACGACGAGUUCUCGAACGGCGGCGGCUACAGCGAAGUGAAUAGUAAAACGUACAGAGACUUGGAAAGCUUUCAAAAGGCUCAACUUAGAAAUAAGCUGAAGCGAGCGGGUCCAGGGGCGGUAGCGGGGGCGGGUGCGGGUGCGGCGAGCGGUGAGCGGAGCGGGCGGCGGCAGCUAGUGAUGCACAACAAGGCGCCCAUGUGGAACGAGAACAGCCAGGUGUACCAACUAGACUUCGGCGGCCGCGUCACCCAGGAAUCGGCUAAGAACUUCCAAAUCGAGUACCAUGGGAAACAGGUGAUGCAGUUCGGUCGCAUAGACGGCAACGCCUACACUUUGGACUUCCAGUACCCUUUCUCGGCACUGCAAGCGUUCGCAGUGGCGCUCGCCAACGUGACGCAACGGCUCAAGUAGUCGCAUCACAGGAACAACUCCACUCUGCCAUUGUAAAGAUAUGAGUAGACAUUUCUAGCAUAACGCCAUUACGGAGUAAUCACUUUCCCAUCUUUCGGGCUUUCUUUGGGUACUAAAAGAGAAAUAUAAAACUAGGUACUUUAACUUGACAAGAAUCUCUCUUGUUGCUUCUGCAUAGAGCAUGACAGGAUACAGGUUUAAGGAAUCAUGCUCGAAUCAGUCCAUUUGUCCAUCUAUCAUCUUUUGUGAUGAGAAAGGUUGUAAUAAUGCUUACUACGGAUUCGAUCUUUGUCAAAUAGUCAGUCGACUGAACCAAACUUUUAUGAAUGGAGAGAAUUAUAACGGGAAUAACCUAAGAACGAUUGUAGAUGCGGUUUUACGCCUUUAUGUGUCCGAUUAUAGAACAAAAGGCAGAUGAAGCGCACGGUUCACGCAAUGCGUGCCACCAAAGCAAAUAAGAAGUCAAAAGUAAAUCCUUUUUUUUUCAUUGUCAACAGUUUUUACGAUGUAUGAAUAAGGCGGCACAGUUUUGAUACUUAAUAUUCAUGGGACGUAUUCACAACACGAUGCGUUGUGGUGUACUGACGCGAAUUGAUAGUCGCUUUUUACUUCGUAUUUGCUAUCGUGCCAUGCAUUGCGUGUUCAGUGCGCUCCAUCAAUCUUUUGUUCUGUAAUCUGCGCUUUAUUUUAUGUGUUAAUUUAACAAAAUGUUGUGCUAGAAAUAUUUAUCUAAGUAGUUAAUUGAAUGUGAGUAUUGUGAGGGGGAUAUUUGUCCGACACAUUAGUUUGCAUAUUAACAAUCGUACCUACUACUUACUUACAUGCAGUUUUACAAGAAAGAAGUUAUAAAAUUUGGGACUUUAAUUUUAAAACGACGAGAAAUAUGUUAUUCUUAAACCGUUAAAAAUAUUUAGUUUCAGGAAGAUGGGAUUUCAAAAAAGCUGGGUUGACAUCUUUUAAAUUUCGCCCUUUUUCGGUGAAAGAUAAGAUUUUGGAUACCAUUCGGAUUGUCGGACACAAAACCGUAUCACUUAUCGUUAGGAGAAUUAUAAUCUAAAGAAGUAUUUAAAGUUGAGGCCGUGAGGUGAAAGUAUAAAUGCACAUUUGCGUUACUAAUAGGUAUUGUAUUGAUUGAUAUGUAAUAAAAGUACUAACGAUGUCAAAUUGUAUUCACCAACUUAUGGCCCGACUGUACAACGUUAACUUUAGGCGUGUCACACGUUAAAGAUGAUCCAUUGUAAUUGGAGAGGCGCCAUUGGUCAACGAAUGGACCCAUCCAUUUUAUAAAACAAGGUUAGAUAGGUAGGUUUUUAAAAUACUUAUCCAAUUAAGUCUCAAUGCAAAUAUAACGGAAAUGUUUGUGCUAUUGGGACCAUAGCACGUUAAAAAUCGUGUCUUAUACCCAUGAUGAUAGAUUAAAUGAUGAUAAAACAAUAUUUUAGGUACAAAAUGUUAAAUAUUUUCACUAUAGACAAGUAUCUUAUGAACACUUGUAAAAUAAUUAUUAUUGUUUUGUUUUAGCUGUAAUACUUUACGACGAUUAGUUGUGCAUCUUAAAGAUUGAAAAUAGCGUCCAUUAUUGAACUCCACUAUUGUUUUCGCCAUGCUGUAUGUAAGUUUUCUUACGUAGAUAUAACGGUUAAUUUUGGUGUAGUUUAAGAGAUUAUGUAAGAACUAUGCAAAUCAGUCGCGUGCAUCGCCAAAUUCAUCCCCUAAAUAAGUAGAUAUAGUUCUUCUGCCAUUAUUUAAUCGAUUUUAGAUCAUUUAACUGAGAAUUCUAGUAUGUCAUCUUGAUUAAUAUUUUGACAACGAUACGUCAUUGUUUAUCUGUUAAUUCUCAGAAUAAAUAUAUGUU